Messenger RNA from Penicillium odoratum, 1107 nucleotides. Its product is annotated as WD40 repeat domain-containing protein. NCBI's taxonomy places the organism in Eukaryota, Fungi, Ascomycota, Eurotiomycetes, Eurotiales, Aspergillaceae. The record is from RefSeq and is a predicted model, not a curated record. The transcript has 4 exons. The coding region runs from base 1 to 1107 and encodes 368 amino acids. Gene Ontology annotation, molecular function: protein binding.
AUGACUACCUCUUCUAACAGAGAUCAUUUCUUUCAGACUUCUGCUUCCUUGGAAGACCAGCAGAGGAAAGACGCCAAGUCCCAGAAUUCCAAUGGAAACCCUAUUCGGUUACAGAGCAAGAUUCUUGCCAUACAUCCUGACCCGAACAAUUUGAACUCGAUCUAUGUUGCGCAAAGUAGUGGCGUUGUUAGAAGAGUAGUACUAGAGACAGGUGAAACAGCUGCAUUGUACAAAGGUCCCACAGCUCCUUUGACAAGUCUUUGUCUGAGUCCAGAUGGAAAGCUUCUGUUUGCUGGAUGCUGGGACAAGACUGUGUGGAGCUGGGAUGUUGCCUCAGGCCAGCCUCAGAAACAGUAUGAAGGUCACGCGGAUUUUGUUCGAGCCGUCAUUAGUGCUCGACUACGUGGGGAGGAUCUUCUUAUUACAGGCGGUGCUGACGCACAAGUGCUGGUCUUUAACAUUGCUAGUGGCCAGCGCACUGAAACUUUCAAGGGUCAUUCCCGAGGGAUCCAGGAUCUGAUUCUUGACCCAGAAGUAGAGGAAUCAGAGGCAUUGGUGUUUAGUGCGGGAAGUGAUCGAGAGAUCCGGCAAUUUAAGAUCUUUGAUGGUGGGGAUUCAGCUGAAGCACUCCUCCCGCACGAGACCAGCGUAUACAAGCUCUUCUUUGAUCAGGAUGGAGAUCUUUGGACCGUGUCUGCCGAUAAGACUGCCAAAUGCUUGGUUCGAGCAGAUGGUUGGAAGCCUAAUCUCACUUUGGAGCACCCUGACUUUGUGCGGGACAUUGUCAUUCACGAGGCUGGUGGUUGGGUGGUCACUGCUUGUCGGGACGAAGAGGUGCGCGUGUGGCAUCGAUCGACUGGACAGCUUCAUCAUGUGUUUUCUGGCCAUUUCGAGGAGGUCACUGGGCUGGUUCUAGUUGGCUCCACAGUGGUUAGUGCGGGUAUUGAUGGGACUAUUCGGCAAUGGUCUCUUCGUCCAGAUGAACUUCAAAAGGCUGUGGAACUAGCCAACAAGGGUCCUGUGGUAGUAGAGCCUGAGCUCAAUGACGAGCCAGCACUUACAGAGGAGGAGGAGCGAGAAUUGGCUGAGCUGAUGGAAGAUGAUUAG